UUCCUCCGCCACUCUGUAGGUCGGAACGUUGUUUCCUGUGAGCCGGAACGAAGCUCACAUCUCAACAUGUCGUGAAAAGUGUUAUUGAAUGUUCCCAGCUUUACUUAAAAAUAUGACGGAGAUUCUGAUUAGACUCUAUAUUCCGUAUUCUUUAUUAUUUUUGUCGUAUCACUCUGAGCUGGUGAGGUUUUCAUCCGCACAAGAUUACGAUGAGUCCCUGGAGCUCACCCUGUCACACAGUGCUGUGUCUGACUUGGAGAACAGUCCCAAGUUUGUGGAGUCAGAGGACCUGGACUCUCUGCCAAAGAGGCAGUUCAAAACAGCUGAGAUUGCAGAUGCUGUGAUGGGGACUGAAGCUCCCAUUGAUCCAUCUGACAUUGAGUCCCUCUUUCCCAAGAAUGUGAAAGACUUCGAGUCAGGGUUCUCCCCACCUUGUGAUGAGAGCAGUGCACAGUGUGGUUCCCCUGCUCUGGCUGCUGGAGCAUCACAGGAGGAGAGGAGCGCUGAGUCAACACAGCAGCUCACUCUUGAGAUGGUUCAUGCAGAAGUCACACAAACAGAGGAGCAGAACACGACAGAGGCCGCCAAGACGUACAAGGUGAACUGUGACAAGAGGAACACCACAGGAAUGGACAUGUUCACUGUGCAGGUCCUCAAUGCUUCACAGGAUCUGAUGGAGUUCCUGAAUGCUAACAGCACAGAGUGCUCUGUGGUGCUGUUCUUCACUACCUGGUGCCAGUUUUCAGCCAGCCUGGCACCUCACUUCAACGCCCUGCCCAGAGUCUUUCCCAGCAUGCACUUCCUGGCGCUGGAUGCUUCACAGCACAGCAGCCUGUCCACGCGGUUCGGGACUGUGGCAGUACCCAACAUCCUGCUUUUCCAGGGGGCCAAACCCAUGGCUCGCUUCAACCACACUGACAGAACACUGGACACACUCACCUCCUUCAUCGCCAACCAAACAGGAUUUGAAGCCGGCCCUGAAGGAAGCGUGCUGGAUGCAGACCUUCUCGGCCCCCUCCCCAGCGUCCCAGUGACCAGCAUUGACUGGCUGCUGGUCUUCUCUAUCCUCUUCAUCACUGGCUUCACCCUGUAUGCCAUCCUGCGGACGGACAGCAUCCGCUGGCUCAUACCGGGACAGGAGCACGAGCAUCAGGACUGAAAGCACACAUGGACUGCUAACAGCUGGACGUAUUGAUUUUAUUUGUCAUUAAAAUUAACAGUUGCUUAUUUGCUUUUGUUUCUAAUGUUUGAUUAAAAAAUGAUAACUUA
This is a messenger RNA of Notolabrus celidotus (New Zealand spotty), 1269 nucleotides long. RefSeq names its product thioredoxin domain containing 15 (gene txndc15). The record is from RefSeq and is a predicted model, not a curated record. The transcript has 6 exons. Gene Ontology annotation, cellular component: cilium. Gene Ontology annotation, biological process: cilium assembly. Lineage: Eukaryota; Metazoa; Chordata; Actinopteri; Labriformes; Labridae. The coding region runs from base 89 to 1159 and encodes 356 amino acids.